Messenger RNA from Penicillium salamii, 1389 nucleotides. The record is from the annotation of a GenBank genome assembly. NCBI's taxonomy places the organism in Eukaryota, Fungi, Ascomycota, Eurotiomycetes, Eurotiales, Aspergillaceae.
AUGGAGAUUCCCAGACCCGAGGAAGGUGAUGUUGAUAUCGGUAUGUUGACUGGCGACCUUGACCUUGUUUGGAACGAAUACUUAUCGUCUUUGUUAGGAACUGGGACGUUUCAGGCUUGCUGGGUCCUCACUGCUGUCGUGGGUGUGGCUUUGUUAUUUCGUUAUGCAAUCAAGAUAUGGGUCCGCUGGGCCUUGCCUCAAGUCACAGCGCCUGAAAGAGUAUGGGGGAUCGAAGACUUAUUCUUCCUUGUCGCGUACGGAUUCGAUGUCACCCACAUGGCAUUCAUUCAAAUGAGCGCAAAUUCUGGCCUUGGGAGACACUUCUAUUAUCUCGAUCCCACUGAGCGCUUUCAGUCUAUGAAAUGGGAUUUUCUCUCACAACCACUCGCAGUAGCUUCGGCGAUGAUAUCCCGCUCUGGCAUGAUGUGGUUCCUGUUGACUUGCUUUGCAGCAAGCGACAAGAAGAUCCGAAUCUCCAUCAUUAUCUGCGCUAUCAUUCAACUUGUUGCCAAUAUGAUCACUAUAGUUCAGAUUGUUGUCCAGUGCGGGCCAAACCCUUAUCAAGCAAGCAACCGUGUCGAGUAUUUCCACUACAUGUGGACGCCCCUACCAAAAGACGGCUCAGUGAAAUGCCAGUCACCAACCGUUCAGACAACCGUUGGAUUUGUGCAAGGAGGUUUUAACACCGUCAUCGACUACUUUCUUGCUGUUCUUGCUGCAGUUGAAUUGUGGCAGUUCUUCUUGAGGACUUUGCACCGCAACCCAAACUUGUCAUUCUGGUCGCAAUUCAGUAGGAUCAGUGGCACAGUCCGAUCCCGACGAAUUUGGCAAACCAUCACCCUUAGCGGGCCAUUACUCCUCUCCGGGUGUGCUUCUAUAGUCAAAACAUAUAAACUCAAAUCCCUCGGUGAUCGACAAGACUUCACUUACAACAUCGUCACUUUUGUCUUAUGGGUGAAAAUCGAGAACUACAGUAUUCUCCUCGCCUCAUGCGCCCCAGUAGCCCGCCUGUUCCUCCGCGCCUUCGUAGACCACAGACGCGAAGGCCGUUCGCACGGCGGAUACUGGUCACGCUCAAGAUCCACAAACGACAACGAUCCCGAUACAGAGCUGAAACGCCGGCAUGCUGCGAAAGAUAAAUGGUUUGAUUCAGCUACCGCGACCAAUUUCCAGAUGGGGGAUGAGGAGAAUCCAGCAACUCGCUGGGAUGGGUAUGAACAUGAGCGUUCUGAGAGUCGGGUUUCCAAGGCUGAAAUGCCGGAACAUCUAGAUGAUGGCUGUGUUACUGUGAAAACGGAUAUUUCUGUUCAGGUUGAUGAUGGGAGAUCGGUCUCUUCAGGUGGAGCGAGACUUUUGCCUGAGGGGGGUGAGAAUUCUGCGAAAUACUAG